Punica granatum (pomegranate) is the source of this 1416-nucleotide messenger RNA. The record is from RefSeq and is a predicted model, not a curated record. Lineage: Eukaryota; Viridiplantae; Streptophyta; Magnoliopsida; Myrtales; Lythraceae.
UAUAUUUAAUAAGCGCGCCGCUCCUUCUUCCCCCCACCUUCCUCCUCUCCGCUUCCACCGUACGCAUCUCUCCCUCUCCCUCUCCCUCUCUCUCUGGGACCUCGGGGGCGUCAAUCCAGAUCAAGAUUGAGAUGGGAGAGGAGAAGAAGGCCGGCGGCGUGUGGCCUACCGUCAAGCCCUUCGUCAACGGAGGUGCUUCCGGCAUGCUCGCCACCUGCGUCAUCCAGCCCAUCGAUAUGGUCAAGGUGAGGAUUCAAUUGGGUCAAGGAUCCGCAGGUCAGGUGACAAAGACCAUGCUUAAGGAGGAGGGUGUCGGAGCCUUCUACAAGGGGCUUUCUGCAGGGCUGCUUAGGCAAGCUACGUAUACAACUGCCCGUCUUGGAUCGUUCAGAAUGUUGACGGCCAAAGCAAUUGAAGCCAAUGAUGGGAAGCCUCUACCCCUAUAUCAGAAGGCUUUAUGUGGUUUAACUGCUGGUGCUAUUGGGGCUUCUGUUGGUAGUCCAGCAGAUUUAGCACUUAUUCGGAUGCAAGCUGAUGCUACUUUGCCUGCUGCCCAGCGCCGAAACUAUACCAAUGCUUUCCAUGCCCUUUACCGUAUUGUUGCGGAUGAAGGGGUUCUGGCACUAUGGAAAGGAGCUGGUCCUACUGUGGUGAGAGCAAUGGCAUUGAACAUGGGAAUGCUUGCCUCGUAUGACCAAAGUGUUGAAUUCUGCAAGGACUCACUUGGUUUUGGUGAAGCUGCUACAGUUAUUGGGGCUAGUACUGUUUCUGGGUUCUUUGCCGCUGCUUGUAGUUUGCCCUUCGAUUAUGUCAAGACCCAAAUCCAGAAGAUGCAGCCUGAUGCUCAGGGAAAGUAUCCAUAUACUGGCUCCUUCGACUGUGCAAUGAAGACCCUCAAAGCUGGAGGACCAUUCAAAUUCUACACGGGCUUUCCAGUAUAUUGUGUCAGAAUUGCCCCUCACGUGAUGAUGACCUGGAUAUUCCUGAACCAGAUCCAAAAGGUAGAGAAAUCCAUCGGAUUGUAGUUUGUUUGGCGGAUAUCCGGAUUCUCUCUGGAGUGCAAGCAUUAAUAAAGAAUACUACUAUUGCUGUCUUGUAGUCCUCAAGGGGACACAUUCUUUUGGUGAUUUCACCCACCCUCUGAUGCAAACCUCAAUUGUUCAUUAGGAAUUUUUGCAGAUGUGAUCACAGCUGAAGUGCUAGGUCUGCUUGAUUCAUCUUUAAAUUGUUGUAGCGGCUUUGAUAGGGUGAGGGUAUUACUAUAUACUAGGACGGCAUGAUUUCUCGAUUUUCCGGAGUAAUUUAAGGGGUUUUCUCAAUUUGGAAGACUGAGGAGAAUAUGUUUCGGGGCGAAUAAUUUUUUUUUUCUCUCUGAAGGGGUUUUAAGAUUUGGCAUGAGAGUAUUGGUUUCUUUUU